UACUGCUGUUGUUAAUAGUAGUAGGCCUAACGACUAAUGCAUGUGUACUACAAAUUAUAAUACUGUAACUUGUGUGUUUAUUAUUGCCAAUGGUAUAAAAGGUUGGUUUUAUUAUAUAUAAAGUACUUCAUUUAAACUAAACAUGGCACGCAAACGCACCAGACAAGUAGAAGAAGAAAGGGUGGAACCAGCAGUUGAUGCUGAUGACUUUUUUCCUGAUAUUCCUAAUACCGUGGAUGAUAUCAAUGACUUUCAAGUGGAAGAACCUUCUUUUUCAACUCGAGGAAAGAAGAGAAAAAUAGAAGGUCGUGGUAGAGGUCGUCCAAAGGAUUCAGGAAAGAGACGUGGAGGUCAAGUGGAAAUUCCAGGAGAAGAUGUUAACAGUCUCUUUGAAAUAGUGAAGCAAGGAAGAAGUUCUUUACAGUGUGUGGUAGAUGACUGGAUAGAAUCGUAUAAACAAGACCGAGAUACUGCCCUACUUGACUUGAUGCAGUUUUUGGUUGAAUGUGCUGGAUGCAGAGGUCGGAUCACUCCACAAAUGCAGGCAGGUUUAGAACAUGCCCAGAUAAUUCGGAAGAUGACUGAAGAAUUUGAUGAGGAAAGUGGGGAUUAUCCUCUCAUCAUGUCAGGCCCACCCUGGAAGAAAUUUCGUUCCAAUUUUUGUGAAUUUGUACAAGUGCUCGUAAGGCAGUGCCAAUACAGCAUUAUUUAUGAUCAGUAUCUCAUGGACAAUGUGAUUUCUCUCCUGACUGGUCUAUCAGACUCGCAAGUCCGAGCUUUUCGCCAUACUGCAACCUUGGCAGCCAUGAAGUUAAUGACAGCUUUGGUGGAUGUUGCUUUAAACCUCAGCAUCAAUCUAGACAACACUCAGAGACAGUAUGAAUCUGAGCGUCAAAAGAAUAGAGAUAAACGAGCAACAGAACGUCUAGAAAUGUUGAUGACUAAACGCCAAGAGCUGGAAGAGAAUAUGGAAGAAAUAAAAAACAUGCUGACCUACAUGUUCAAGAGCGUCUUUGUCCAUCGCUACAGGGAUACAUUACCUGAAAUUAGGGCUAUUUGUAUGUAUGAGAUUGGCCAAUGGAUGAAAAAAUUCCACUCCCACUUCUUAGAUGACAGCUACCUAAAGUAUGUAGGGUGGAACCUCCAUGAUAAGGUUGGAGACGUGAGGUUGAAAUGCCUCCAGGCACUUCUUCCUAUGUACGGAGCAGAAGAGCUUACUUCUAAACUGGAGCUGUUCACAAACAAGUUUAAGGAUCGAAUUGUUGCAAUGACGUUAGACAAAGAGUAUGACGUUGCUGUUCAUGCUGUGAAACUAGUCAUUAAUAUUCACAAGUAUCACCGUGAAAUCUUGACUGAUAAGGACUGUGAGCAUGUUUAUGAACUGGUGUACUCUUCUCAUCGAGCCAUUGCCCAAGCUGCUGGGGAAUUCUUAAAUGAACGGUUGUUUCAACCGGAUGAGGAAGCUGUUCAGGGUUUGCUCACAAAGAGAGGAAAGAAGCGAUCCAUAAAUACACCUUUGAUCCGAGAUUUAGUACAGUUUUUUAUUGAAAGCGAACUUCAUGAACAUGGAGCAUAUUUAGUGGACAGUUUGAUAGAAAGUAAUCCGAUGAUGAAAGACUGGGAAUGUAUGACAGACCUGCUUUUAGAAGACCCGGGACCUCAAGAAGAGCCACUGGAUGAUCGCCAGGAAACUUCACUCAUUGAAAUCAUGGUUUGUUGCGUGAAACAGGCAGCCACUGGGGAGCCUCCUGUUGGCAGAGGGCCUAAUCGGAAGCAACUCUCAGCCAAGGAACUAAAGCAAAUAGCAGAUGACAGAAUACGACUGACCGAGCACUUCAUCCAAACAUUGCCACACCUUCUGGCUAAAUAUAUUGCUGAUCAUGAGAAAAUUGCCAACCUUAUGGUCAUUCCUCAGUACUUUGAUCUGGAGAUUUACACCACCAGUAGGCAGGAGAAGAAUUUAGACAGCUUAUUGAAAUUGAUCCAUGAAGUUGUAGAAAGACACAAUGAUACAGAAGUUUUGGAGUCCUGUGCUAAAACAUACGAGUCAUUAUGUAAUGAAGAUCUGGCUAUCCAUUCUCGGUGCGCUGUCUCCAGGGGGACUCUUAUUGACUCUUUGGUACAUAGGUAUCGCCAGGCUUUAAAUGAGUUUGUUGAAGCUGGUGAAGAAGUGGAUGAAGAUGAAGUAUUCACUAUUACCUCAGCCCUCAAAAAGGUCUCUACUUUUUACAGCUGUCACAAUUUAGGACCUUGGGGGAUUUGGGAAGGAGUUUAUGACUUUUGGGUGAAAGGUGCAUUGCAAGAGGAUAAAGGUCUGCCAGAACAAGCUGUUCGAUAUGCCAUAUCUUGUUGUUCCAUGGGCAUCAUGUGGGAAUUGAAUGUCUUGGAUGAAUCUAGUCCUAAAAUAGCCCUGGUACAUGGCUUGCAGGUUCGACUGCAGGAAUUCAUGGAGACUAUGAGAGAGUUGUUACACCAUCACAAUGAUGCCUACCAGGAGGAGGCAUUCAUUACCAUCUGUGAUCUGAUGAUAGUUUUCUGUAAGCAGCUGGCAGAAAAUGCCGAGCAUGCUUUAGGGUCAUUAGUCUAUAAACCGAGUAGAACUCUCCAACUACAGCUGGGAGCUUUUAUACAGGACAAGGUGUUUGUGGAGGAUGACGAUGACGAACAAGACGAGCACACCAAAAUUGAAGAGUUACACAAAAGGAGGAACUUCUUGGCUUCUUUUUGCAAGUUAAUUGUUUAUAACAUCAUCAGCAUUAAGCAAGCAGCAGAUAUUUUUAAACAUUAUGUUCGAUUUUACAAUGAUUAUGGAGACAUCAUUAAGGCCACUUUAGGAAAGGCCAGGGAGAUCAACAAGGUCAACUGUGCUAGAACCAUGGCUUUGUCUCUUACCACUUUGUUUAGAGAGAUGAAAACUGAACAGAACACAAGCCUUAUAAAUCGAAAUGAUGAUAGCUUUAUUGGCAUAAGAGUGAGUGUUUUCUUUUUCAACCAAAGAUAAGUAAAGGUUCAAAAUUUUAAAUGGCACCAAAAACAGCCAGAAUAAUGUUUAGUUUCUGAUAUUCUCCCUCUCCAAAAUGUCAGCCUCAGUUUUUUUCAGUAAA
This is a messenger RNA of Limulus polyphemus (Atlantic horseshoe crab), 3104 nucleotides long. Its product is annotated as cohesin subunit SA-2-like. The record is from RefSeq and is a predicted model, not a curated record. Bases 143 to 3001 code for a protein of 952 amino acids. Gene Ontology annotation, molecular function: chromatin binding. Gene Ontology annotation, biological process: sister chromatid cohesion. Gene Ontology annotation, cellular component: chromatin; nucleus; cohesin complex. The transcript is spliced from 20 exons. NCBI's taxonomy places the organism in Eukaryota, Metazoa, Arthropoda, Merostomata, Xiphosura, Limulidae.